UUAUCCAGACACGCCAAGCGUAAGAUGCCCAACGUGAAAUCCCGCCAAGAAUUCAGUAGUCCAGCCCACUCGUGCAUUUUACUUCCUUUCCUCGCAAUUCCGUAGCCCUCGUCUGUGCCACUUAAAUCUUUACUCUUUUCCUCCGUAUUGUUCGUUUUCUCGCGCGCCCCUUUACCCACGAAUUUCAGAUACAGGCAAAAUGUUGCGAGCGAGGUGCAUUGUGAAUAACCUGGCACCCUACAUUCCUAGUGGUGCCAGUCGAGAAAGAUUCGCAUCAUGGCUGUUGAGCACGGAUACGUUCUCACGAUCUGUCUCUUCCACCAACAGAACAGACUAUUCCGCCCAAGCAGAGCCCUUCCUCAAUGGAUCCAGCUCGUCAUAUGUAGAAGAAAUGUACAAUGCUUGGCUCGCAGAUCCAUCAAGUGUUCACAAGUCAUGGGACUCUUUCUUCCGAAGCAGCACCUCCGGAGCCAAACCUGGCCAGGCCUAUCAACCCCCUCCUACCCUAUCCGAACCUGGUCACAAUCAAGUGUUACUCAGCAGUAUCUUACCCCAAGUUGGCAGCGCCCCAGCCCUCGGAGGUCAGGUCAACGAAAAGAUCAUAGACGACCACUUAGCCGUUCAAGCCAUCAUCCGAUCUUACCAGAUUCGAGGGCAUCAUAUUGCCAAAUUGGACCCGUUGGGAAUCAAUUCAGCUGAUUUGGACGAUAGACACCCUCCAGAAUUGCUUUAUAGUCAUUACUCCUUUGGACAGAAAUCUUCAGGAACUUACUCUGAGCAUCUUCAAAGGAAAGUGGCCAGCAUGAUGAAGCAGGAAGCUGACAUGGACCGAGUUUUCAAGCUCCCAUCCACAACUUUCAUCGGGGGUAAAGAACAGGCCUUGUCUCUGCGGGAAAUUUUGAAACGAUUGGAAUCCGCGUACUGUCGCCACAUUGGAGCAGAGUUCAUGUUCAUCAACUCUCUCGAGCAAUGUAACUGGAUCAGGCAAAAAUUAGAAACUCCAGGCAUCAUGGAGAUGGACAACAACCAGAAACGACUUGUCCUCGCUCGAUUGACUCGUGCAACAGGAUUUGAAGCUUUCCUGGCUCGUAAAUGGUCCAGUGAAAAACGUUUUGGACUUGAAGGUUGUGAAAUUUUAAUUCCUGCCAUGAAACAAGUUAUCGACAGGUCUACUGAAAUGGGUGUUGAAUCCAUUGUCAUGGGAAUGCCUCACAGAGGAAGAUUGAACGUUUUAUCCAAUGUUUGCCGAAAACCCUUGGAGCAAAUUUUCACCCAAUUUGCUGCCUUGGAAGCAGCUGAUGAUGGUUCUGGUGAUGUGAAGUAUCACUUAGGUACUUACAUUGAGCGUCUGAACCGAGUUACCAACAAGAAUAUUCGUCUUGCCGUAGUAGCUAAUCCAUCCCAUUUGGAAGCUGUGGACCCAGUAGUCCAAGGCAAAACUCGUGCAGAACAAUUCUACCGAGGAGAUGGAGAAGGCAAGAAAGUCAUGUCUAUCUUGCUGCACGGUGAUGCUGCGUUCUGUGGUCAAGGAGUCGUUUUCGAGACCUUCCAUUUGUCCGAUCUACCUGACUACACAACUCACGGAACAAUCCACAUUGUCGUCAACAACCAAAUUGGUUUCACGACUGACCCAAGGCAUUCUCGUUCAUCCCCUUACUGUACUGAUGUUGCUCGAGUCGUGAAUGCGCCCAUCUUCCACGUCAAUGCUGACGAUCCCGAAGCUGUCAUGCACGUUUGUAACGUUGCCGCUGAAUGGCGAAACACAUUCCACAAAGAUGUCGUCAUUGACUUGGUCAGUUACCGGCGCAAUGGCCACAAUGAAAUUGAUGAGCCCAUGUUCACUCAACCUCUGAUGUACCGAAUCAUCAAGCAAACCAAGCCAGCUCUAGACAAAUACGCUGAGAAGUUGGUGUCUGAAGGGGUUGUCACUGAACAGGAAGUAAAAGAUGUCAAAGACAAAUACGAUCAGAUUUGUGAGGAAGCCUACGCAAAUGCUGGCAAAGAAACCCACAUCAAGUACAAGGACUGGCUCGACUCUCCGUGGUCAGGUUUCUUUGAAGGCAAAGACCCUCUGAAGGUUGGUAACACUGGAAUCAAAGAAGACACGCUGGUCCACAUCGGCAAACGUUUCUCAUCGCCUCCUCCGAACGCUGCAGAAUUCGUCAUUCAUAAGGGUAUUGAACGUAUAUUGAAGGCUCGCAUGCAGAUGGUUGAAUCUCGUCAAGUGGAUUGGGCGCUCGGAGAAGCCAUGGCUUUUGGCUCCCUUUUAAAAGAGGGAAUUCAUGUUCGUUUGAGUGGACAGGAUGUUGAACGUGGUACCUUCAGUCACAGGCAUCAUGUUCUUCACCAUCAAACUGUCGACAAAGCUACUUACCGUCCAUUGGCCAACUUGUAUCCUGAUCAAGCUCCUUACUCUGUUUGCAACAGCUCUCUUUCUGAAUUUGGUGUUUUAGGAUUUGAACUUGGUUUCUCGAUGACCAACCCCAAUGCUUUGGUCUGCUGGGAGGCUCAAUUCGGUGACUUCAACAACACCGCCCAAUGUAUCAUCGAUCAGUUCAUCAGCUCUGGUCAAGCUAAGUGGGUUAGACAAUCUGGAUUAGUCAUGUUGCAACCCCAUGGACUUGAAGGAAUGGGUCCUGAGCAUUCAUCGGCGCGUCUAGAACGAUUUUUACAAAUGUCUGCUGAUGAUCCCGACUACUUCCCUCCUGAAAGUGAAGAGUUUGCUGUCCGCCAACUCCAUGACAUUAAUUGGAUUGUAGCCAACUGCUCGACCCCAGCUAACUAUUUCCACAUCUUGCGGCGGCAAAUCGCCCUCCCCUUCCGCAAGCCCCUCAUCUUAAUGACCCCGAAAUCACUCUUGAGGCAUCCAGAAGCUCGAUCCAGCUUCGAUGAGAUGACUGAAAACACUCAAUUCAAGAGAGUCAUCCCCGAAGCAGGAGUGGCAGCUGAAAAGCCGAACAAAGUCAAGAAGCUUGUAUUCUGCUCUGGUAAAGUUUUCUACGACUUGAGAAAGGCUCGUGAUGAUGCUGGUCUAUCCGGCGACAUCGCCAUCUCCCGUGUUGAACAGAUUUCACCAUUCCCCUAUGAUUUAAUCAAAGCUGAAUGCCAAAAAUAUCCUGAAGCCUCCCUUCACUGGGCCCAAGAAGAACAUAAGAACCAAGGUGCAUGGACUUACGUUCAGCCCCGAUUCCAUACCACCCUCAAUGGCGCUAGACAUGUUGCGCCUCCAAGCUCAAAGGAAAGUAGCGGAUGGUUACGAUUCUGGUCAAAAGAUAGUAAAGAGGAAGUUAGCCCACCUAUUCCAGCUAGUCCUGAACCUAGAACAGUCGGUUACAUCGGCCGACCUACAGCAGCUUCCCCCGCCACUGGUAGCAAAAUGCAAUUCUUGAAAGAACAGAAGUCCAUCUACGAUGAUCUUCUUCACUUGUAAACUGGUGCGGUCUGUUAUUACUAGCAACCUCAUCUACAUCAUACCGUAUUAAUAUUUGUAAAAGCACUUUCUGUUUGAGAGUAGCCAAUCGAGAAGUAACUGUAGCUUUCAACUCUUACGGAAACGUUUGGUGCUUAUUUUGAAUUCUUGUACUGCUCUGAAAUUGUAGAGUGAUUCAAAGCUUAAAAAUUUUGCAUUGUAAGCUCAUGUCCAAAGGUUGCCUCAAAUUCAGUGCAAAAAAAAAUGACAAGAAUUUAUUAGAUUCAUCAUUUAUGUCACCUUUUCUUCAGUAAAGCUUUGAUGAAGUAGGUAAAAAAAUUCAAGCAAUUUUCCAAUCAAAAUCCACCGAAAAAAUUACAUGUUUGAGUUAUGCUCUGACGCAACAUGAAUUUGCUCUCUGCGGACUUAACAUAUUUCUCUCUGAAGUGUUGCCCGGUACUUGUUUUGUGAUGUACUAUUUAUUGUAGAUUUUUCUACCAAAAUCAGAGAGCUCCCUUUGUAUCCUGAGCCUUUGCAACAAAAAAAAGUUGUAAAUUUUAUCUGUUAAUUAUUUAUUUAUUUUUAAAGGGUUAACUCAACAAACCAACUUCCAAAGAACAUGUUUUACCUCCAACCAAACUCUGAAAGACUAAGUUUUGCCUCUGUUUUUAUGUCUCCUCAGUUUUGAAAUUGCAUAAUAUGAAGCUAAUUUAUUUUAAACUGUUUCCAUCUUUUUCCACAGAAAGUCGUACUUCUCAAAGACUCGAGGAUGAGUUAUUUUUAGAAGUUCGAUAACUCGCUUAAUCCGCGAAGGAAAGAUUGUAUUUUGUAUUGGCUGUGGUAAAUUUUUUGGUAGAGGGAGUGAUGCUUUGUAAGCCUCUGCCAAAAAGUGUGUAGUCUUAAGUUGCUAUCUUAAUAAUUUGUUGGAGACUAUUGUCACGUCAAUACUUUAUUCUUGGUAACGUCCACAUCUUUUAGAUCUUGGCUGUUUCACGAGAUAAGUAGGACUGCUGAGCUGCUCACCGUUUGUACAAAAUGCUCAGGUUCCUGCAGAAAGGAUAACUUACAUCUCCUUCUUUCUUCUCCAUUAACAUCCUCUAGUUGAAAAAUGUACAUCUUUGAUUGUGACAUUGCAAAUCUCUGCUCGUGUUUUAUUUUUCGAAAGAAACUUAACCAAUCAAAAUCCUCAGUGGAAGUAUCAUCACUCAUUCAAAUAUAUUCCCAAAAAAUUUCAAGGAAUCAUUUCAGUCAGAUUUCUUUUUAAAAGCGUAAAACAUAAUCAGAGAAUUUUAAUCAUUGCAUUGGUGUUAUGUUUUUCAACUAAAGCGAUCGAUAUUGAGAGCAUACCAUUGUUAGCAUUUUUUAUAAACUGUGAGAUAAUCAAAUGGAUGACAUCAUCCAUGAAAAAGAAAGAUGAGCACAGCCUCAAAAUUUUUAGUUGUCAGUAUCGAAAACUUAAAUGACUGUUUUGUUUCUUGCGCUUUCACUCUGGUGAGCAACGCCAAGCGUCCAUAUCAGUGAGUGCCUCCUUGACAGCCGUAAAGAAAACCAAUAUUAUUUAUUGACUUACUUAUUUAACUAAUAUUAAUCAGAUCAGUUGCUUAUGUGAUAGUCAAAAUCGUUUUAGGUUAAGUACCUGAGUUGUCCCUCUGUAGGUGUGCUCUAUAGGUUCUUCUCAUAGUCAAUGAAUAUCAUAUUCCUGCUUAUCUAACUGUAAGGCUCAUCCAGUCACUCGACUUAUCUCUUGUAUGGUAACAAAGCCAUUUCUCAUGGAAAGGUCUUUGUAAGAACUUGCUCAGGUGCGCAAUGAAAUUUUGAACGAUGAUUAUUUUAACCAAAAACUCUCCGAUAUUCUUAGCUCUCUCUUUAAUUAGUACAUUAGUGAAGGAAGUAGGAAAAAAUAAGCAAAGCCAAAUUAUCAAAUUACCAAGAGUAUAUCGGCAGAUUUAGGAAGAAAAACGUCUUUAUUUUUUUAAAUCUAUAAAAAUAUUCCAAAGUUACUAAGCAAGUAGAAAAUCCUUACUUAAUUCUUACUUGCUAUUCACUUCACGUUUUUUAUGCACGCAAAAAAAUAACUUAUUUCCUCAAAAAAAAAUUCCUAAUUGUUAUUUAUUGACUCUAAUUUCAUUUUUAGUUCAAAUAAAUCGUUUAUUUCUGUA
This is a messenger RNA of Bemisia tabaci, 5568 nucleotides long. RefSeq names its product oxoglutarate dehydrogenase Nc73EF (gene Ogdh). Gene Ontology annotation, biological process: tricarboxylic acid cycle. Gene Ontology annotation, cellular component: mitochondrion; oxoglutarate dehydrogenase complex. Gene Ontology annotation, molecular function: thiamine pyrophosphate binding; oxoglutarate dehydrogenase (succinyl-transferring) activity. The record is from RefSeq and is a predicted model, not a curated record. Lineage: Eukaryota; Metazoa; Arthropoda; Insecta; Hemiptera; Aleyrodidae.